UUGCACGUUUUCAGCUCGCGAUCAUUCAAUCUACUUCUACAUCGCGCUGCAGUUCAGAGGUUCGAGUUGUUUCUUAGGCUACGGCGGGGUGCGAUAAUCUAGAGAACGACCCCCAAAGUAUCGUAGGAACACAGUUAAUCUCUAUCGUGGGAGGGGUCUCCUGAGGAUCAGUGUGGGAAACCAAGAGAGAAAACAACCACGAUGGCUGCCCCGAAUGUUCCGGCCCUGGCAAACGUCCCCUCGGACGAUCAGGAAGCGUACGAAGAGAAGAAUGUUCAUGAAGUGUACCAACAAAUUGCCAGUCAUUUUUCCUCCACUCGUUACAAGCCUUGGCCCAUUGUGGAACAGUUUCUCAGAGGUUUAGAGCCCGGUUCCGUUGGUUUGGAUGUGGGAUGCGGCAAUGGGAAGUAUUUGGCCGUGAACCGUGAGGUCUUUAUUGUUGCUUCCGAUAGAUCCGCGAAUUUGGCUCAAAUUGCGCAAAAGCAUCAGCCACACUCAACCAUCAUAGCCGAUAUUCUCCACCUCCCACAUCCGGAUUCUUUCUUCGACUUCGCCAUUUCAAUUGCCGUUAUCCACCACCUUUCCACUCCUGAUCGAAGGGUCCAAGCUAUUCGUGAAAUCCUGCGCACGCUAAAACCUGCCACCAAAAAAUCUCCGGGUGGGAGAGCGCUGAUCUAUGCUUGGGCCCUGGAACAGAAAAACAGCCGUCGAGGUUGGGACAAAGGUGAUCCGCAAGAUAUAAUGGUCCCCUGGGUCAUGAAGGGAACCUCUUCCGCGGACGCUCCUUCCGACGAGCCAAAGGUAUUCCAUCGGUAUUACCACCUUUAUGAGGAGUCGGAGCUCGAGCAGGAUAUCAACAAGGCGGGAGGUCAUGUCCUGGAGUCGGGAUAUGAAAAAGACAACUGGUGGGCGAUCGCAGCACGGACAAACUCGGAAUCAUCAUGAGAUACAUGAUUGCAGUGGGAUCAUCGAGAGCCAGCCUCGAAGCCCGUCAUCCACAUCUGCAUAGCACUCACGACAGGAACGACGAUACGAGCAUUGGGCUCGUCAAAUUGAGGCCUCCUCUCGAAGGUGCCCUUUCAUGUGUAGCAAGAUCAAAGCCAGAUGAGGAUAAUGAAAAACGCGCACACACGCACUCGGAAGAGCUCUUGUAUGACAAGCCUCCCAUGAGUGAAGAAGAUAUACCUCCAACCAGC
Molecule: messenger RNA, 1196 nt
Organism: Aspergillus welwitschiae
Lineage: Eukaryota; Fungi; Ascomycota; Eurotiomycetes; Eurotiales; Aspergillaceae
Product: tRNA (carboxymethyluridine(34)-5-O)-methyltransferase
Exons: 3
Coding region: 202-945 (247 amino acids)
Biological process (GO): tRNA wobble uridine modification
Cellular component (GO): cytoplasm; nucleus
Molecular function (GO): tRNA binding; S-adenosylmethionine-dependent methyltransferase activity
Source: RefSeq, a predicted model, not a curated record